Messenger RNA from Metschnikowia bicuspidata var. bicuspidata NRRL YB-4993, 810 nucleotides. RefSeq names its product proteasome core particle subunit beta 2 (gene PUP1). Lineage: Eukaryota; Fungi; Ascomycota; Pichiomycetes; Serinales; Metschnikowiaceae. The coding region runs from base 1 to 810 and encodes 269 amino acids. Gene Ontology annotation, molecular function: threonine-type endopeptidase activity. Gene Ontology annotation, cellular component: proteasome core complex. The transcript has a single exon. The record is from RefSeq and is a predicted model, not a curated record.
AUGCCCGGUCUUUCCUUCGAUAACUACCAAAGAAACCAGUUCUUGUCGACCAGGGGAUAUGCACAGCCCAAGGCAACAUCUACUGGUACGACAAUCGUCGGAUGCAAGUUCAAAGGUGGCGUGGUCAUUGCGGCUGACACGAGAGCAACGGCCGGUGCCAUUGUCGCCGACAAAAACUGUGAGAAAUUGCACAGAUUGGCGCCCAAGAUCUGGUGUGCGGGUGCGGGUACUGCUGCAGAUACAGAGAUGGUCACUCAGUUGAUUUCCCUGAAUCUCGAGUUGCAUUCCAUGUGGCAGGCCCGCCAGCCCCGUGUGAUCACCGCCUUGACAAUGUUGAAGCAGCACUUGUUCAAAUACCAGGGUCACUUGGGAGCCUACUUGAUUUGUGCUGGUGUGGACCCCACAGGCGCCCACUUGAUGUCUGUGCAAGCACACGGGUCUACAGACAUUGGCGAGUACCAGUCGUUAGGUUCCGGAUCUUUAGCUGCCAUGGCAGUUUUGGAGACCAGCUGGAAGCCUGACAUGACCAGAGACGAGGCCGUGAAGUUGUGUGCAGAUGCCAUCGAGGCUGGUAUUUGGAAUGACUUGGGUUCUGGUUCCAAUGUCGACGUCUGCGUAUUGGAAGUGGGCAAGGACGCAGAGUUGCUCAGAAACUACUUGACGCCUAACGUGAGAUCAGCAAAGGCAAGAUCAUACAAAUUUGCCCGCGGCACUACGGCUGUUUUGAGAAAGAGCAUACGCGAUAUUGUCGAUGUGGAGGAGACGGUGAUUGGCUUGGGCAGUUCCGAUGCAAUGGAGGUUGAUGCUUAA